Molecule: messenger RNA, 1417 nt
Organism: Argiope bruennichi
Lineage: Eukaryota; Metazoa; Arthropoda; Arachnida; Araneae; Araneidae
Product: neuropeptide CCHamide-1 receptor-like
Exons: 1
Coding region: 1-1173 (390 amino acids)
Biological process (GO): G protein-coupled receptor signaling pathway
Cellular component (GO): membrane
Molecular function (GO): G protein-coupled receptor activity
Source: RefSeq, a predicted model, not a curated record
AUGGAGAAGGAUAUUGAAGACAAUGAAAUAAUAAAAUUUCCAUGGAGCACUGAUUUGAAUGAAACAUUCAUCACAGCAUUAUCAUGGAACUUAUCUAACAUAUCAGAAGAAACUAACAACACUCCAGAGGAUGAUGGCGCUUAUAUUCCUUAUGGAUUACGUCCGGAAACUUACAUUGUACCUUUGGUAUUUGCUAUUAUUUUCUUCAUUGGUUUGAUUGGAAAUGGAACGUUAGUCUUGAUUUUUAUUCGCAAUAGAUUCAUGAGAAGCAUUCCCAAUACUUACAUAAUGAGUUUGGCAGUCGGAGACUUCUUGGUCAUUGUUGGAACGGUACCUUUCAUUAGUACCAUUUACACUUUUGACAGUUGGCCUUAUGGAACUGUCAUGUGCAAGGUCAGCGAAUUUUUAAAAGAUCUCUCAUCAGGCGUAACCGUUUUAACAUUGACUGUACUUAGCAUAGAUCGAUACAUAGCUAUAGUUAAACCUCUCCAUAAAUUUACAGGACAUGGAGGUAAAACAUUCACUUUGAUACUGGUUGCAGUAGUUUGGAUUAUUGCUAUUGCAAUCGCUAUCCCCGGAGCUCAUUAUUCUUACUUAUGGGAAGUAACGCUGUCUCCUGAUCGUGUAAUAUAUGUGUGUUAUCCUUUUCCUGAUGAUAUGAAACCUUGGUAUCCCCAAACAAUGAUACUGGUAAAAUUCUUUCUGUUGUAUACUGUGCCACUGAGUCUUAUUGCAGUCUUUUAUGCUUUGAUGGCCAGAUACUUGUUCUCUGCAUCCAGAGAUAAUUUUGAGGGAAAUGAUAGUCAUAUCCAGAAGAGACGAGGACGAACUAAAGUCGCUAAAAUCGUUUUGGUAUUUGUUGUUUUGUUUGCAGUUUGCUUCUUCCCAAGUCAUGUUUUUAUGCUCUGGUUUUAUUUCCAACCCAAUUCAUUGGAUAAUUAUUCAACAUUCUGGCAUUGUUGGAAAAUCUUGGGUUAUGUCCUUAUAUUCUUCAACAGUUGUUUGAAUCCAAUUGCCCUUUAUUUCAUUAGUGGCGUGUUUCGAAUGCAAUACAAGAAAUAUUUGAUGUGCUGGAAGAAAAAGCCUAGAAAGAACUAUCUGAGCACCUUCAAAACUCUUCCCAGCUCAUCAAAUCGCAGUACCGUACGAACGGCGUUAGUUACAAGAAUGUAAUUUCUUGUGAAUGUUUUCUUAACCCAUACCUGGUUGUAUAAAUAAAUCAUCUGAUUAAGCCAUCAACCUUGAAUGUAUGCAUGUGUUCUCGUCUUGUUAGUAUCAAUGUAUUGUAAGUAGUAUUGAUGUUAGAAGUAGUUCUAACAGUAAAAUAAAUUAUUUCUUGCUGUUAAUUCUUAGUGUAAAAUAAAUUCUUUUUCGCUGUUAAUUCUGAGUGUAAAAUAAAUUCUUUCUUGCUGUUAAU